CUCUUGAUCUGCUCACGCCGCGUUCCCUCGAGAUCUGGACAGGUUGUAUCCGUGACGACCAAGGUAACGUACACUUUCAUGCAGGCCGAAGACGACGGCGUAGAAUUCCUUCAAACAAUAAACACCGUGAUCCCCGAUACGACAUGCCUCCACGAUUCCCCCCGAAGUCUGCUAAAAAGAAGGGGAAAGCCAAGGAGCCUGUGCUCGAAACCUACGACGACUUCUUCGAUGAAGCCGUGUUGCAGGAGGAGAAGGGUGAACGAUGGAAGGUGUCGGAUGGGCCGAAGGCCGGACGCUUUUUGGCUCGCGCACUCGAGCUUUACGAUCAAUGUCUUCGCCUGCGCCCAAAUGACUUCGACACAACCUACAACGUCGCCCGUAUCCAUUUCCUGUUAACUCAACUCCCGCCAACACCACCGACAGAGCAACUGAUCGCGGGCUUGCAAAGAGCGAUCGAGAGUCAUAAGGCUGCUCUUACGCUGAGUCCGGAGAACAUUGACGCGUUGUUCAAUACUGCACAAGUCUCCAUCGAAUUGGUGGAAACCGUGACCGAGGCAGACGAUGGCAGAGGAGGCCAAGUCGUUCCAGUGCUGGAAGAAGCGAUUCAGCUACUACAGCGCUGCUACCAGGUUCAAGAGCAGGAGUUGCGGAAUACCGCCGCGGAGGAGGCUACGGAACCCACAGCGAAUGGCGACGACAUGGAUACUGACAUCCCUAUCGCACUGUCAGCAGGUGAAGAGCUCAACGAAGAGGAUGAUGAAGGCGAGACAGAGCGCGCUACCGUGAAGUACGCAACAACGCCAAGCACAUUGCUCGACACCUGCUUAGCUAUGCUUCACGCCUACACCGUCUAUCUAUCCAUCAUCGCAUCAGCACCCCCCUCAGCUUCAUCAACAGCUGAUGCAGCCACUACUGUCCAAAACAUCACGACCUCCGCCAAUGAGGAUUUGAUCCUCAGAAAAGCAGCACUACUGGCUCAACAAUCUGAGAGAGAACCCGAGUUAGCACUCGCACGGGCGAAUCUGCUAAGCACGGCGGCGGCGGCGAGUGUUGCACAUGGAUUGGCGACACUGACGGAUUGGCAAGCUGCUCUGUCGCAUUACGAACGGACGAAUCCGAAGGAUGCAGAGGCCUUGUGUGAUCGUGCCGAUGCUCUCAUCGCAUAUGCGCGGGCGACCUCGCCGUUUGGUGCACCAGCAGAGGCUCAACAACAAGCUUGGACAGUAUACACCCAGGCGGCUGGUUUGCUCGGGGCAGCAGUUAAGCUCGCGACAUUUACGCAGCCGACGCCGCUUGAGGUUUGGAUCACGCGUGCUGAGGUCGAUUUGGCUCGUGCGAGGUUGGAUACGGAGGUGUCAAGGAGGAAUCGCGGUGUACUGUUUCAGAACGCGAGGGUGUUUUAUAAGAAUGCAGGUAGAGGUGAUUUGGGCGACGCUAUCGUGGAGGUAUAGAUCGAGAUUCAUAAUUGAUCUUGUGAGACGAAGUACCGUCACUUGUCUUCAAGUCCUCUCCAUCCAGCCCAGGUGUUAACGCCGGCAUCCUUUUCUUUGUAGCCCCAUGAUAUGCAAUACUGAGCACCAAGUAGCUUCCAUUCCUCCACUUCAUCCAACAUCUCCACUCCUUGUACCCGUCUUAUCUCAUCUUCUGGGAUCCACUUGUCAUGCAGCUCAUUUAUGUCUUUCGCCGUGCCUGCCGUAAAUCUGCCAUCCAAGAAUCUUCUUGCUUGUGACCGGAGGUCAGGAUAGGUCCCAAAGGUU
Saitoella complicata NRRL Y-17804 is the source of this 1757-nucleotide messenger RNA. RefSeq lists its product as uncharacterized. Gene Ontology annotation, molecular function: protein binding. The transcript has 2 exons. Lineage: Eukaryota; Fungi; Ascomycota; Saitoellomycetes; Saitoellales; Saitoellaceae. The record is from RefSeq and is a predicted model, not a curated record. Bases 144 to 1451 code for a protein of 435 amino acids.